CUCGCGGCGUCCAUUUUACACACGUCUUCAGAACGGAUGAAUUUAUCUUUAGUAUUAAAGUGUCUUAUUAUAACGUGUAAACUCGCUUUUUAACGCUGAUGGGAUCUUUUGAGUAUCUAAUAACAUUUUAAUCGAGAUCUGUUUAUCAGAAGACAUCAGGAGUUCAGAUGUGUGUCUAUGAAGAGUGACCGGUCCACUGUUAUGGAGCCGACAUUCAACUUUAGGUGUGAAGAGACACGUCCUGAUCUCAGAUCAGAUGAUCAGAAGAGAUCAGAUCCAGAGUUCAGCUGUGUGUCUAUGAAGAGUGAUGCGUCUAUGGAUCCGCCACGCAACUUUAAGAGUGGAGAUACAAGACCUGAUCUCAGAUCAGAUGAUCAGAUGAGAUCAGAUCCAGAGUUCAGCUGUGUGUCUAUGAAGAGUGAUGCGUCUAUGGAUCCGCCACGCAACUUUAAGAGUGGAGAUACAAGACCUGAUCCUGGAUCAGUUGAUCAGAAGAGAUCAGAUCCAGAGUUCAGUUGUGUGUCUAUGAAGAGUGAUGCGUCUAUGGAUCCGCCACGCAACUUUAAGAGUGGAGAUACAAGACCUGAUCUCAGUCGAGUCAUUACAGAACCCAUCUGUAAGAGGAGGAAGAUUGAUCAGUCGAAGAAUCAACCACAAAACUUCAAUGAAAACAUGGAUUCUGGUUUCAGCAAUGACUCCAAACCUCCUGAAGUCUUGAGAACAUUUAAAUCAAAUCUGAGGAAGAAGUUUGAGUGUUUGUGUGAAGGAACAUCAGAUGAGAGAAACCAAACACUGCUGAAUGAGAUCUACACAGAGCUCUACAUCACAGAGAGUGAAAGUGGAGAGAUCAGUAAUGAACAUGAGGUGAGACAGAUUGAGACACAAUCCAGGAGAUCAGCAACAGAGGACACACCAAUCAAAUGCAAUGACAUCUUUAAAGCUUUACCUGCACAAGACAAACCCAUCAGAAGUGUGCUGACAAAGGGAGUCGCUGGCAUUGGAAAAACAGUCUCUGUGCAGAAGUUCAUUCUGGACUGGGCUGGGAAAGAGAAUCCGGACGUCCACCUCAUAUUUCCACUUCCUUUCAGAGAGAUCAAUCUGAUGAAGAACCAAACACUCAGUCUUUUACAUCUUCUUCAUCUUUUCUUCCCAGAGACAAAAGAAAUGGAAAUCUCCAGCGGUGAAUAUAAAGUGUUGUUCAUCUUUGAUGGUUUGGAUGAGUGUCGUGUGUCUCUGGAUUUUCACAGCAGUGUGAGGUUGUGUGAUGUCAGUGAAUCAGCCUCAGUGGACAUGAUCCUGACAAACCUCAUGAAGGGGAAUCUGCUUCCCUCUGCUCUCAUCUGGAUCACCUCCAGACCAGCAGCAGCUGAUCUCAUCCCCUCUGAGUGUGUUGAUCGAGUCACAGAGGUACGAGGCUUCACUGACAAACAGAAGGAGGAAUACUUCAGCAAGAGAAUCAGUGAUGAGAGUCUGAACAACAGAAUCAUCUCACACCUGAAGUCAUCCAGGAGCCUCUACAUCAUGUGUCACAUCCCAGUGUUCUGCUAGAUUUCAGCCACUGUUCUAGAGAGAAUGUUGAGUGAAGCAGAGAGUGAAGGAGAGAUCCCCAAGACUCUCACUCAAAUGUACACACACUUCCUGAUCAUUCAGACAAACAUCAAACAUCAGAAGGACUAUGAGAAGAAAGUGAAGAAUGAUGAAGACAUGAUCUUCAAACUGGCCAAACUGUCUUUUGAGCAGCUUGUGAAAGGGAACCUGAUCUUCUAUGAUGAGGACCUGAGAGAGUGUGGCAUUGAUGUAGCAGAAGCAUCAGUGUACUCAGGAUUGUGCACUCAGAUCUUCAGAGAGGAGUUUGGCUUGUAUCAGGGGAAAGUUUACUGCUUUGUUCAUCUGAGCAUUCAGGAACAUCUCGCAGCUCUUUAUGCUCACUUCUCCAUCACAUUGAACAAGAGAAAUGUGUUUAAUAAAUCUAGAAGAUCAUAUCAAGUAAAGACGUCAAUAUCUGAGCUGCAUCAGAGAGCUGUAGACGAGUCUCUACAGAGUAAAAAUGGACAUCUGGAUCUUUUUCUUCGUUUUCUUCUGGGUUUGUCUCUGGAGUCUAAUCAGAAUCUUCUAGGAGGUUUGAUGACACAGACAGUAAGAAGCUCUCACAGCAAUGAGAAAACAGUCGAGUAUAUCAAGAAGAAGAUCAGCAGCGCUCGCUCUCCAGAGAAAUCCAUCAAUCUGUUUCACUGUCUGAAUGAACUGGGUGAUGGUUCACUAGUGGAGGAAAUCCAACAUCAUCUGAAAUCUGGAACAUUAAGUCAAAACAAACUGUCUUCAUCUCAGUGGUCAGCUGUAGCUUUUGUGUUGUUGACAUCAGAACAUGAGCUGAAGGACUUUAAACUGAGUGAUUUUGUUAGAGGAGGAAACAAAACUGAACAACUUAAAGUUCUUAGAAAUCUGCUGCCUGUGAUCCGUGAAUCCAGAUCAGUUCAGUUGAUCAAGUGUAAAAUGACAGAUGAAGGUUGUGUUGCUCUGACUUCAGCUCUGAGAUCAAACCCCUCACACCUGAGACAUCUGGAUCUGUCUGAUAAUAAUGUAGGAGAUUCAGGAGUGAAGCUGAUCUCUACUGUACUGGAGAAUCCUCACUGUAAACUGGACACACUGAAGUUGAUGAGGUGUAAGAUCACAGAUGAAGGUUGUGUUGCUCUGACUUCAGCUCUGAGAUCAAACCCCUCACACCUGAGACAUCUGGAUCUGUUUGAUAAUAAUGUAGGAGAUUCAGGAGUGAAGCUGAUCUCUACUGUACUGGAGAAUCCUCACUGUAAACUGGAGACACUGAAGUUGAGGAGGUGUAAGAUCACAGAUGAAGGUUGUGUUGCUCUGACUUCAGCUCUGAGAUCAAACCCCUCACACCUGAGACAUCUGGAUCUGUCUGAUAAUAAUGUAGGAGAUUCAGGAGUGAAGCUGAUCUCUACUGUACUGGAGAAUCCUCACUGUAAACUGAAGACACUGAAGUUGAUGAGGUGUAAGAUCACAGAUGAAGGUUGUGUUGCUCUGACUUCAGCUCUGAGAUCAAACCCCUCACACCUGAGACAUCUGGAUCUGUCUGAUAAUAAUGUAGGAGAUUCAGGAGUGAAGCUGAUCUCUACUGUACUGGAGAAUCCUCACUGUAAACUGGAGACACUGAAGUUGUGGAUGUGUAAUAUCACAGAUGAAGGUUGUGUUGCUCUGACUUCAGCUCUGAGAUCAAACCCCUCACACCUGAGACAUCUGGAUCUGUCUGAUAAUAAUGUAGGAGAUUCAGGAGAGAAGCUGAUCUCUACUGUACUGGAGAAUCCUCACUGUAAACUGAAGACACUGAAGUUGAACUGGUGUGAGAUCACAAUCACAGAUGAAGGUUGUGUUGCUCUGACUUCAUAUCAGACUCUAGGAGAUUCAGGAGUGAAGCUGGUCUGUGAUGUACUGGAGAAUCCUCACUGUAAACUGAAGACACUGAAGUUGAGUCAGUGUAAGAUCACAGAUGAAGGUUGUGUUGCUCUGACUUCAGCUCUGAGAUCAAACCCCUCACACCUGAGACAUCUGGAUCUGUCUGAUAAUAAUGUAGGAGAUUCAGGAGAGAAGCUGAUCUCUACUGUACUGGAGAAUCCUCACUGUAAACUGGAGACACUGAAGUUGAUGAGGUGUAAGAUCACAGAUGAAGGUUGUGUUGCUCUGACUUCAGCUCUGAGAUCAAACCCCUCACACCUGAGACAUCUGGAUCUGUCUGAUAAUAAUGUAGGAGAUUCAGGAGUGAAGCUGAUCUCUACUGUACUGGAGAAUCCUCACUGUAAACUGGAGACACUGAAGUUGAGGAGGUGUAAGAUCACAGAUGAAGGUUGUGUUGCUCUGACUUCAGCUCUGAGAUCAAACCCCUCACACCUGAGACAUCUGGAUCUGUCUGAUAAUAAUGUAGGAGAUUCAGGAGAGAAGCUGAUCUCUACUGUACUGGAGAAUCCUCACUGUAAACUGAAGACACUGAAGUUGAACUGGUGUGAGAUCACAAUCACAGAUGAAGGUUGUGUUGCUCUGACUUCAUAUCAGACUCUAGGAGAUUCAGGAGUGAAGCUGGUCUGUGAUGUACUGGAGAAUCCUCACUGUAAACUGAAGACACUGAAGUUGAUGAGGUGUAAGAUCACAGAUGAAGGUUGUGUUGCUCUGACUUCAGCUCUGAGAUCAAACCCCUCACACCUGAGACAUCUGGAUCUGUCUGAUAAUAAUGUUGGAGAUUCAGGAGUGAAGCUGAUCUCUACUGUACUGGAGAAUCCUCACUGUAAACUGGAGACACUGAAGUUGAGUCGGUGUAAGAUUACAGAUGAAGGUUGUGUUGCUCUGACUUCAGCUCUGAGAUCAAACCCCUCACACCUGAGACAUCUGGAUCUGUCUGAUAAUAAUGUAGGAGAUUCAGGAGUGAAGCUGAUCUCUACUGUACUGGAGAAUCCUCACUGUAAACUGGAGACACUGAAGUUGUGGAUGUGUAAUAUCACAGAUGAAGGUUGUGUUGCUCUGACUUCAGCUCUGAGAUCAAACCCCUCACACCUGAGACAUCUGGAUCUGUCUGAUAAUAAUGUAGGAGAUUCAGGAGUGAAGCAGAUCUGUGAACUGAGAGAUGAUCCACAUUAUAAACUAGAGACAGUGACGACUCACAGGUGAUGUCAGUAAUGUGUGUGUUUAAAGGUGUGUGUGUGUGAUCUUCAGUAUCAUCUGAUGGACAAUAAGAAGACGACACUAUAGUGACAUCACAGACACACAAUCAACACACACUGAAGACACAAUAACACCUCACACUGAUAACACUGUUUGAAAACAAUCAUUCACACAUUCAGUUUCAUAAUCCUGUGAUAGUCUUGAUGAAGUGACUGAAAAACUUCUUCAACAAAAGAAAAUGAUGUUACACAAUAUUGUCAGGACAGUAAACACACACAAAUGUUGUGUAAACUCCAGUAGAUUUGAAUCAAAUAGAGCAAAUCUAGUGUGUGUGUUCAGAGAUGUACAGUAAAGAUCAUCAUGUGUGUGACUCACUUUAUCAACCAAUAAAACAAAUGAAUUUAAACGUCACAACAUCUGAAGAAGGAUCAGAAAUAGAAAGAGAUUGAAACUUUGAGUCUGAAUCUUUUGACUUUUAUUGUCUAAAUGUGAUUUGACUUUUGUAUGGAUUUGGUUUAUUCUGCUGUGAAACUGAAGUUUCUGGAGUUUCAGAGACAGCUGUCAGAUGAUGUGUUUGGGUUUUAAGAGCUUCAUGUUGAUGUGCGUUUGAACACAAUUCAAUCUAUUUGCUCGUAAUGUUUUGAAUCUUUGUGAUAUUACAGAUCAGGUCAGUUAGAUAAUAAUAAGAGAAGAAGUGUUUGUGAGAUUAUUUGUCAGAUUCAGAACACAGUGGGAUUAUUGUCCACGAGUGCUUCAGAUUGUUAUAUUUACAGGUUUACACAGAGACUGUAAGUGUAAUCUUAUCACACAUGUAUUUAUUCUUCAAGUUCUUUAAUUCAAUUUAAUUCAUGUGAUUGAGUAAAUAUCACAAAAAUAAACAGUUAUAUUAACUUAAUAAAAUCAUUCAGAUGAUUUUUCAGUGGAAUAUAUUAAAAAUAGUUAAAAAAUCCAACAGUUCAUUUCUCUAAAAUUCACUUAUAUUAUAGUAUACUAAGUAUUUAAUUAACACAUUAUAUUUUUGAUAUACACUUAGCAUUUGUGGUCAAUUCUACUUUACUCGAGUUACUCAGAUUAAUUUCAUUUAUAAUUACAUUUACACAAUUUAAACAUUAUAUUUCAUUGAUUUCACAUCUUAAAAGUGUUCUCAAGUUUUUUGAGUAUAAAUUGUUUCACGUUAAAUCUCUGUGACAUCUUUAGGAGUGUGAUGAAGUGUUGACAAAAAUAUAUGAAAAUCUUUCUUUGAAAAGUCAACAUCGUCCUCUGUUGGUCAUAAUGUGGAACACUUUAACCUCAGAAAAACAUUUUGUUCAGGAGUCAGUCGUUUUAUUUGAAGCUUUCUAGUUUACAGAUGUCAUCAAUAUGAUGAAUGAGCUCAGAUAGAUUCUUUCUGAUAAAUUAAUGAACCAUUUAAUUCAUGUUUAAAUUCAUAAAGUCUUAGUGUUCGAUAAGCAGCACUUGUCAUGUUGUGAACAUAUAUGUAUAAAGCUUGAUUAUAAGUAUUAUUAUAAUGAUAAUGAUAAUAGAAAACUGAAAUGUGACAUAAACCUGAUGUUUUAAUGUUAUAACUGCAUGAAUAAAAAGAGAGAUUCUAAUGAAAUACAUGCUCAAUAAUGAGCAAUUUCUCACAUGUUAUAAAUGUUUAAUAAAUGUUUUCUUCAUUUAUUUGACUCGAAAGCAGAUUUAUUGUUAUCUUGAUUUUGAUCAGACUGAACACUUUUGUUGUGUUUCUUAUAUCUUCUCACUAUUUGUCAGGUAUUUCAUUAGAAUCCCUUUUUAUUCAUGUGGUUAUAACUGCUUUAUAAUGCAUUUGUAAGUGACUUAAUAAUCAUUAAUGAACACAUUUAUAAAUGCUUCAUAAAGGGUACCUUAGUGUAAAAUUAUACCAAAAUAUCUUUAGAAAAGUCAUGUAAAAAGGUACAUAAAUAAUGUAGGGAAACACUUUUCAGCUUCAAAACAAUAAUAAAUGACUUAUGUUAUUAUCACACAUGAUGUGGAUUAGAUAUUUGGUCUAAUGUGGUGUUCUCUGAGGAAAAUGAUCCAAUUCACACCAAAAUUUGUCAACAUGAGGCCAUGAUACUGGUGAUAAACUGUAAAUGAAUUUUGAAUAACGCUGUUGCCAUGGCGAUUUAUUAAAAAAUAUAAAAGUACUUUUCUUAUAUCUUUAAAGUUUAUUAUCCAAAUACUUCAACACCUUUUACAACUAUGUUUUUCUUUCAUAGUUUGUCUAAAGGUUUAAUAAAACGUGUUGUUUUUUGACAAGUGUUUUCAGGGACAAGAAUGAAAUUUAGAUUUUUCUUCAGUCAUUGAAAAUAUCAAAGAACUUGAAUUUAAUUUAAUCUAAAAUCAAGACAUUAUAAGAGUUUUAAAGGGUCAAUGAUUCAAAAAGACCAAAGAUCAUUUUUUACAAUAUAAUAUGUAUUAUUUUAGUAGCUUUCAGUAUCAUUGUUUAUUUUAGUAUUAUAUCUUAUAGCUAGAUUACAAGAUUAAUAAAAAAUAAGAUAUUUAAUUCAUUAAAUAAAUUGCAAUACAAGAAAAACAAAAGCUUUUGUUUAAAAAAGAAAAGAGAGUGAUACAUCUCUUUCAGUAGAUGUGUAGGUAUAGGGUCUAGUGUGCAAAAUAUUCAUUUUUGGGUGUACACUGUAAAAUCUAAUAGUUGUCCUUACUUAGAAAUUAUUUGUUAACUUUACUCAGUUGUCAAAAUGUAUAUAUUUUACUAGUUUUUAUUAAGUUAAGUUAACAAUUACUUGCAGGGGAAAUCAAACUACUUACUUUUCGCAUUUAUUAUAUUUUACUUAAAUCAAGCAAGUAGCGGCAAGCGAAGUCAUUACUUUACUACACCAGCAAGAGGCAGUGGAGAGCAGAUCUUGCCUGUACGCAGAAAAGAUUCCCUACAUGCUUUGCGCCAGACUGCAUUAGGAGAGUACAUUUAAAAAAAUAUGAUUAUUUUAUGUGUUUUUAUUUAAAUUAAAGACUUGAUAGUGUUUAAUGUUCACUUCUCUUAGAUAUUUAAAAGAGUUUGACAUAUUUUUCAGUUUUGUGGUUACCACUGUUUAGAAGACAUGUGCAUGUGAUUAGGGUCUGCGAACCUCAUGUGUUUGUUACCAAUGAGCAUAGUCUGUGCAUACAGUUCUGAGAUCUGUCUCCUCUUGCUUGUUUUGUGUUGCACAAGUCAAGGUGUUUGAUUUAUGCAUUUUUAGAAUUACAUUUAUGUGAAAUAAAAAAAAGAAUUAUUGAAUUAAAACUCUAAUGAUGAAUGCAAUAAAUCCAAUGGAAAUUAUUAAAUUGGCAAUAAUAGUUAAUUCUGAUUACUCCACACUAAGUCAAAAGUACAUCUGAACUAUUAUUUUAAGUUACUUGAACUCAACAAUACCUUUUCACUUUACUUAGUAUUUUUAAGGCAAUCGGUUUGCAUGUUUUUUUAAGUAAGAUCAACUAAUUAGAUUUUACAGUGUAGUGUCUCUUUAAGAUUCAUGUGAGUAGAUCACAUUAGCUCAUCCUUCAGAUGUUUUUUCUUUUGAUAGUUUUCUGGAAACAGUGAUGUGUGUGUGAGGGGACUUCACAAAAGUGAAAGAAAUAAAUUCACAUGAAUCAGUUAGUGAUCAUAUGAACUCUUUUAAUCUCCUGAUCUAUAGAACUGAACAUGUUCUCUCCGUCCCAGAACUAAUUUCUUCAUUUACUGUUAUAAAGUCUGACUUUCUGUUUAAAUGUGAAGCGUUGUGUAGAAAUAUUGAACACUAACAAUGGAUUUC
Molecule: messenger RNA, 8417 nt
Organism: Triplophysa dalaica
Lineage: Eukaryota; Metazoa; Chordata; Actinopteri; Cypriniformes; Nemacheilidae
Product: protein NLRC3-like
Molecular function (GO): protein binding
Source: RefSeq, a predicted model, not a curated record